GUUUCUCAGCGUUAUCGUAACGUUCUCUCUCACAUCCCGUUCGCGGUUUAGGUUGCCACUUCAGGCUGCGGCCGACAUUAACGUUACACGUAAAAUUGUUCGUAAAAGUCGUAUUGUUUUGGGGAUAAUGACAUGGCUGGAUAGCUAGCUUGUCUUGUUGUUCAACAUACUGUCAAAUUAUUUUUACUGAUUCAGAUUGCCGCAACGUUAGCUAGCCCCUCCUGUGACCUCAGCACUGUGCAAAGUAACGUUAACUUAUUAGUUCCAUAAGUUGGUCACACAGCGUUCCCUACAUAGCUACAUCUAAAGAAAAACCUUUUAUCUUAUUUCUGUCACCUGUUGUCCAGCAACGAUGUGCAGCGAUGUCCGCAAUCUAGCUAGCUACGCGAAAUGUUGAAGUGUUUAACCAAAUUUCAGCGGAAUGUUUAGCUACGUAACUAGCGUCUAGCUAAUAACGUAGAGAAGAAGCAGUACGGAUGCAACGGCACGGACUGGGCAGAGGUUACAGCCGUAAACGUACCCAGGCAAACAUUUUAUUAUCCUGGGCAGAGUAUCUGUGGGACCACGCAAAUGUAUUUUAAGAUACUGAAUAACUGGAAACGAAAUAGAAUUUGAUUUUAAGUUUUCCGUUAGGAAUCCAAUGUGUGUACGAAGUUCUGAGGUCGCAAAUUGGGAAAAGUUAAACAUCAACCACAACAACACAAACGGUGUUGUUUAGCUAGCUAGGUGAGCAAUUCUUAAAGUCAAUGGUUUGAUGAGGCAUCAACGAAGGGGUGAUGUUUUAUUACACUUAGUAAAGACGCUGUCAUAGCUAGAUAUAUCUAUGAGACGCUGCGACGAAAGGAAAGUCAGCCGUUUGUCAGGUGGAACCAAAGAAAGACGUUCAGAGUGGAUGGGAGGACGGAUUUUACCAACGUACGCGUGCCCGUGGAGGAUAUUUUAAAGAAACUCAACAGUAAUAAUACAUGUAAUUGGACAUGUCGAAGUAAAAUAGAUAUCCGAAUGUCUAAAUAUAUGUUCACAAUACAGCAGUCUUGCAGUGCGUGGAGGAUAAUUUGCUUCAAAACUCCAAAGCCAACACCGACAGCUCUGUGGUGGUCUGUUAACUGUCACACGUCGGGUCCCGAGGCGGUUUUAGGAGCCCCCCAUAACCAGGUAACAGAAAGGCGCAGAAAAGAAAGAUCUUCAUGUCAGCUAGUACUGGAGCGCUUUGACCAGCAGUACAGUCAGGAACUUGGAGACCUGUGGCCUUCUGCAAGAGAAGUGCUCCUGGACCCUCACUCUUGGCAGUAUGGGGUCAUGCUCAACCGCUUCACCACUGUGACAGGCAUCACACAGAUUCUCCAAUCACAGGGCUUUUCCACAUUGCUGCCGUGUGCUGCAGUGUCUAAAUACCAAGCAGGCUAUCUGUUGCCACCUGCCUACAUCUCCAAGUGCCCUCCUAAUGACUCCCAUCUCCAACCUGACAGCACCUCUCAUGAGCUCUGUCAAGACCUUCAGUCAGAGCCUUCUCUUAGUUUGCCCCGUCCUACAUUACAAUGUUACAUCCAUCCAUAUCCACUGCGGUUUCCCUCUCAGGCUCACAGGCCUGGCCAGCUGAAGCAGUACUACCUCCUGAAUGCUGCCUCCCUGCUUCCAGUGCUGGCUUUGCAAGUCAGAGAUGGGGAGAAGGUUUUGGAUCUUUGCUCUGCCCCUGGGGGCAAAGCUUUAGCCAUAACACAGUGUGCCACCCCAGCACUUCUCUGCUGUAAUGAACCCGACUCUCACAGACGGGACUGGCUGGCCAAAACCCUGGAGUCUUUUCUGCCUCAGUCACUAAUCAGCAGAGUGAUUGUGUCGGCACAGGAUGGACGGUCUUUUGGGCAAAGUGAAGCAGGAACAUAUGACAAGGUUUUAGUCGAUGCUCCAUGUUCUAACGACAGGAGCUGGUUGUAUUCUUGCAGCAGCCAGCAGGGGGAACAGAGACUGAAGGAAAGAGCCAGGCUGCCUGCACUCCAGGCUCAACUGCUUAGGUCUGCGCUGUCAGCGGUGCGUCCAGGGGGCACUGUGGUCUAUUCAACUUGCACUCUGUCCAGCUCUGAGAACUGUGCUGUGGUUGAGACAGUGCUGAAUGACUGUCCAGAGGCGGAUCCCGAAGACCUGUGGGAGGAGAUUGCCAUUCCUUUAGCAAAAUACUUUACAUUUAGCCCUGCUCACCCUGGUCAUGGACAAAAACCUCACAAGCCAUCCCUGCAGCCACAGAAAGGCACUUUGUCCUCUUAUCGCCACAGACUCGGCAUUUUAGUCGUUCCUCAGCCCGGCAAGACCUGGGGGCCCAUGUUUUUGUCUCGGAUCAGAAGAAGGAAAUAGUGUGUAUCCUCCUGUGCGGAAAAGAUGUUUGGAAACAAGUGGCUAAACAUACACAUUGGCUUUGUACAACAUUUGUCAUCUAUGGGUUUUUUAAGAUGCAAAGUAUCUUAUGGAACUGGCAUGUAACUCACUCACACAAACUGACAAACCUACAAAUUCACAUUUGAUAUACCAGUGUUGUGUUAACAACUUUUUUUUUCUGCUGCCCCCAAAUGGCAAAAACAAUCAAUAAUCGUAGGUUUUAUUGUGUUUUUUUUAGCCUCUGCAACCCACCCCUUUUUUAUUUAUUCUUAUGAUUUAUCGUUUAUGGCAACUAUAGAAACUACUGACACUGCACAUGUACGAUUCAAUGAUAUUGACUGAAUUUUUUUUUUUAAGUGCUUCACAUUUAUAACAGUGUGUCCUCAUGGUAUAAUAAAAUUGAUAAUACUAUAAGACUGCAAUAUACUGCGAUGCAAGAUUUUAAUAUUAAAAAUGAAUUCA
This is a messenger RNA of Perca fluviatilis (European perch), 2832 nucleotides long. RefSeq names its product NOP2/Sun RNA methyltransferase 3 (gene nsun3). Lineage: Eukaryota; Metazoa; Chordata; Actinopteri; Perciformes; Percidae. Gene Ontology annotation, cellular component: mitochondrial large ribosomal subunit. Gene Ontology annotation, molecular function: methyltransferase activity. Gene Ontology annotation, biological process: rRNA methylation. The coding region runs from base 1003 to 2349 and encodes 448 amino acids. The record is from RefSeq and is a predicted model, not a curated record. The transcript is spliced from 6 exons.